AUUAUUCUUGACAUAUUUGCGAUUAAUGAUUUUAAAAUUUUGAUUUGACUGAUGAAUUGACCAAAAUCUAAUUCUAAAAUUUGAACCUCAAGGUAAUACAUUUUGGUCACUAGCAAUAGGCGUAAAGUGAAAAAAAUGGAUGCAGGAUUUUUCAGGGGCACCAGUGCCGAGCAAGAUAAUCGUUUUGCCAACAAGCAAAAAAAGUUGUUGAAAUCGAUGAAAUUUGCAGACGGUUUGGAGAGCAAGAUUGAUAUGAACAAGAUCAAUGUGGAAACAAUUAAACCUUGGAUUACGAAGACAAUUACUGAAAUGCUUGGCUUUGAAGAUGAUGUCGUCAUUGAAUAUGUUUUUAAUCACCUGGAGGAAAGAUAUCCUGACCCAAAGAAUCUUCAAAUAAAUCUCACUGGAUUUUUGAACGCCAAGAAUUCUAGACUUUUCCUUGGACAAUUGUGGCCGCUUCUUACAUCAGCACAAGAAAGUGCUACUGGUAUCCCUUUGUCUUUUAUGGAACAAAAGAAAGAAGAGAUAAAACUUCGCCAGGCUGAAGCGGAAAAGAUAGCUGCCUUAAUAAAGGCUUCGGAGAAAAAGGAUAAAGAGAAAAAAAGAAAAACUAAGAGAUCUCGUAGUAGGUCCAGAUCAAGAAGUCGUUCCAGAUCAAGAGACCGGCAUCGUUCCAGAAGAAGUAGGAGAUCAAAGUCUCCACAGAAAGGCAAAAAAUCAGAUAAAUAUAAAGAAAAAUCAACUGAGAGUAAGCAGAAGGACAAACAGGAAAAUGAUUCUAAAGAUAAGAAAGAAGAUGAGGUAGAAAAAGUAGAUAAAUCUGAUGCGGCAGGAGAAGUAUAUUUCCAAGUUGGAGAAGAAAGGAAGGAUUCAACAGAAAAUACUGGUGAUAUAAAGCAGGAGAAAGGAGAUGAAGAGGAGAAGAUGGAAACAGAUAAUCAUGAACAACCUUCGACUGAAAAUACCAUUUCUACUGAAAAUGGUGACAAGAGUGAAGAUGUAAAGAAAGAAGAUGAGACCAAAGAAGAAAAAGAUGAAGCUACUGAAGAAACCAGUGAGAAGAAAGAGGAUACUGAGAAAAAGCCUGAUGAUGCAGAAGUGUCACAAAGCAAAAAACAAUCCAGGAGUGAGCCCCGGAACAGAAAAUCACGUUCUCGGUCCCGAUCCCGUCCUCGUCGAUCCUAUUCCAGACGAUCAAGAUCGCGAGAUUAUGACAGGUCGAGAUAUCGCAGGUCUUAUCAUCAAAGCUCAAGUCGCUCAUACGUGAGGGAUAGAAGACGCAAUUCAGUAGAAAGACGACGAUCUCGUUCCAGAGAAAGGCAAAGAGAAGAUGAAUCCCGGAGACGUCAGCGAAAGAGAACUGCCUCUUCUUCAUCAUCAUCCAGUUCGAGAUCAUCUUCAGCUGAAAAGAAAGAUUCUAGCAAGACGUUGGACUCUGGUGGAAAGAAGGUUGAUGAAGUGAAAGAGAAAACCGAAGAUUUAAUGAGUGAAAAAGGCGAAAACCAGGCUGCUGCUGUCGACAAAGACGCAGAGAAUGUGAAUGAUGGAAAAGCUGAAAAUGAGGAAUCACAAAAAGAAAUUGACACUGAAACUAACAAAUCGAAUGAAAAUGAUAAUAAAGAUUCACUACAGAAACGACGCCAGUAUAGAGCUAGAAAAACUCAAUCUUCAGAAGACUCAUCUAGUUCAUCUGAGGAAGAAGCAUCUAAACCGCCACCAAGAAAGAGAUCCCCUUCACCAUCCAGAAGACAUAGACGCAGAUCAAGAUCUCGAAGCCGGGAAAGAUCUCCACCAAGAAGAUACAUGGAUCACCAUCGUAGAAGAGAUUACCAUUAUUCCAGGGAACGUCGCUACUCUCCGGUAAGGCCUCGAUACCGUAGAUCACCUUUUGACAGAUCACGAGAGAGAAACAGGAGCAGAUCGCCAAGGAUGCAUAGUUCAGCAAGUGCCAGGAGACGUUCUCAUGAGAGAAUGAGAGUAAAUUCUGAACGUAGCCGAUCACGAAGAUCUGAAGAACGUCGUAGGUCUAGAAAAGAAUCUGAUAGAAAAGAAUCAAGAUCAGACAAAGAUGAUUUGUCUUCAGAAAAUGAUCAAAAAAUGAAAAAGGGAGUAGAGGCAAGAAAAACUUCUGAACAUGAUCGAAGCGAGUCAUCUGAUUCACCAAGUGACAAGGAUGAAGAAGUGUCGAGGAAGCUUAAAAAGGCAGAGAAAAAAAUGAAAAGAAAGGAAAAGAAAAUGAAAAAGAAGAGAAAGAAGAAUAAAAAAGAAAAGAAGAAGCAUUCCAAGAGAAAGAAAGCAAGCCAAGAAAAAGAAGAAUUAAGUGAUGACGAAACGACUUCCAAGAAGUAUAAAAGUCCGAAAGCAAAGCCUGUACGAAAAGAAGAAAGUUCUGAGGAAAUGUCAAGUGGAGAGGAGGAAAAAUCAGUUGAAAGAGAACAACAAGAUGCUUCAUCGCCUUCUCACGGAGAAGAAAAGUGUGUUCCAACUAAAUCAUCCAAAGUCAGAGUUCAAAGCAAGAAAGUACCUGAACCUUCCGACGAAAGUAGUGAUGAGAAGUCAUCACCAAUCAUGGAGAAAAAAGUAAAACCGGUUAAACCAACUAAAAAGGCGAAAGAAGUUAAUGUAAAGAAUACUGUGAGAGAACGACCAAAAGAUGAACAACGUAAACCUACUGAAAGUGAUGAAGAGUCUUCAGAAUACGAGGAAGAAGUCAAGCCUGUUCCUGUAAGAACAAGAAAGGAAUCAAGCUCAUCUGAUGAUAGUGAAAAAGAAAGAGAAAAAAAGAAAUACCUGAAAAUAAAUGUGGCGAAGAGGCAGAAAGAGGCAAGACCUAGUGAGGUUACUCAGGAACGUGGGAGAAAGAAGUACUCUGAUUCUGAUUUGAAAAGUCAACAUCAAAAACUGAAGGCACGAAAGCGUUCUAAUGAAGUUAUGUCAAAACAACCGACAAAAAGAAAGACUAAAGUAUCUUCCAGCAGCGAGAAGAGUAGCGAAGAAGAGGAAGGCGAAAAGGCGAAAUCAGCUGUAAAUCAAAAUACUGCUCAGAGCACAGGAUCAUCUGAAUCUGAGUCUUAUUCUGAAAAUGGAAGGCAACAAGUAAAAGAAAAGAUGGUUGUUCAGGAACAGAAGAGGAAAAAAAGUCAUAAAGAAACAACACCAUCCGAAUCUUCAGAGUCUGGUAGUGAUGAAGAUGAUUCUUCCGAGUCGGAAAGUAGGGAAACAAAGCAUAUUUCUGUGAGAGAAAGAAGUAAUCGCAAACAAGUAAUUUCCAAACCCCCUGUGAGAGUUCGUAAGAAGCCUGCACAACGCUCGCCAUCCACCUCUUCUUCUGAAGAAGAGGAAGCAUCACCAAAAGCAGUGAAGAGAUCUUCAGGAAGUCCAAGAAAUGUUAGGCGUUCAGUGUUGGACAAACAGGCUCACAAGAAGGAGCAGAGAAAAACGCCAUCUCCACCUGCUAAAGUGCGAAAAUUAAAGCAUCCUUCAUCCUUGGCGUCUGCUGCACAUUCCAGAAAAAAGCAGUACAAGAGCAGUUCCUCUUCUGAAGAUAGUCCUCAGCCUAAAAAUCAAACAAAAGUCACACCUGCUAAAAAAAGUCGAAGGAAACAAGAGCCUGUUACAGAGUCGUCAUCCCAAAGUAGCAGUGAGGAUGAUUCAGAACCCCCUGUUGAUGAAAAGAAAUUAAGGCGUAAGGCAUUAGCAACUUUGCACAGAAGACGCUAGUGGUGAUUCUUUACCUAUGACAUUUCUGUUGUUUUGUUGCUCGUUUUAAGGAAGGCGAUUUGUUAAAAGCAUUAUUGAACGUCAACUCCAGAAACUUAGUUGAUGAUAAGUGCAUGCUAGUAAAACUUUCUUUGUUAUUCUCCUGAUCCUUACAACGUAGUGCUUCAGUCAGUCCUUGUUUCAUGGGUUUAGAACUAGUUUUUCUAAAUCAUAAUGUAAUAGGAAUCGUUAUAGAAGAUGCUGUUUUGGCAAUUUGACUUAGGGAAGCUGUUUCAGCAUCAGUGCUGAGUGGAUUUUUUUUUAUUAACCACUCGAAGUCUAGGAUUCUCUAUCAUGACUGCCAUAUGUCUGAACCAAAUUCCAACGUCAAAAGUUAUCUCCCGUUUUUAGACUCGAUUCUUGUAUGAUAGCUAUGUACUUUUCAUAUCCUUCAUUCAUAAGAUUAUUAGAAAUGAUAUGAAAUGUAAAGAUGAUAUAUCUGUCGAUUCUAAUAUAUUGGCCGUCGUUUGCAAUUCUGUCACCAGUGACCUGUGCUCCUUCAUGUGUUAUUGGAUGAAAGUUUGGAUUUUGAUGAACAUUAAAACUGUAUCCAGAGUUAAAGUAAACCUAACCAUCCUUUUAUAAGAUACAAGUUCGACGUCUCCAGUAAUCAUGCCCCUGGGUUGCAACAUCAAACAUUUUAACAUGUUUUUAUUUUUGUUUGAGGUGUGAAAGGAGAAAUUACAAAUUUGUGACAAAAAUA
Styela clava is the source of this 4462-nucleotide messenger RNA. RefSeq lists its product as uncharacterized. Lineage: Eukaryota; Metazoa; Chordata; Ascidiacea; Stolidobranchia; Styelidae. Gene Ontology annotation, molecular function: RNA binding. Gene Ontology annotation, biological process: regulation of mRNA splicing, via spliceosome. Gene Ontology annotation, cellular component: spliceosomal complex. The record is from RefSeq and is a predicted model, not a curated record.